This is a messenger RNA of Malaya genurostris, 2150 nucleotides long. RefSeq names its product cathepsin B-like. Bases 548 to 1564 code for a protein of 338 amino acids. NCBI's taxonomy places the organism in Eukaryota, Metazoa, Arthropoda, Insecta, Diptera, Culicidae. The transcript has a single exon. Gene Ontology annotation, cellular component: lysosome. Gene Ontology annotation, molecular function: cysteine-type endopeptidase activity. The record is from RefSeq and is a predicted model, not a curated record.
UGACCAAUUAUAUAACAAGUUAAAGUAACAAAAUUCAAAGAAAAUGUGUCAUUGUAUACACACUUAAAACGGGUUAUCGAGCUUGACAUAGCGAAAUGCCGAAUUAGAUCGCCAACACGGUUUUGUACUAAUUGUCUAGUUAUGCAAAUGCUCUUCCAAAAUUCGUUAAAAUUAUAUUCUGAUUUUGCCGUAGUUUGGCAUCAUAAUUUUCUGAACAUAUCAGUAAAUAAUUAAUGCACCGACCUCAGCAAGUGCGUUUGCCGAGACUUCGAACAGCGUUCUUGCUGGAAUAUUUCCAUUUGAGAAUCACAACAAAUGCGGCAAGGAUGCUUCGAUUGUUCCGUCUGUGGUACCGACAAGCACAAACCAAUAAACAUCACCAUGCGGCGAGCUUAUCAGCACUGACCAGCAGAGUUCAGUUACCUGGCUGCGAUCUGCUGAUCUGCAAAAUUCUUAUCAUCCGAUCUGCCACAGCUGUAAGUAAACCACCAAGCAAACAGUUCUUCAUGUGAUUCGAUCGAGUAGACAACAUUCGGUUCGACUGACAAUGGUCAAUCUGUGGCCGAUUCUAGUCGUCGCACUGUCCACGCUGACUGCUGGUGGUUUAGCAUUUUUUACCGAUGAGCGCCAUGGUGAUGCUCCGUUCAACGAUCAGUUUCUGAGUCAGGUGUUGGAACACGCGAAAACGUGGACUCCGGAUACAUCAUUUCAAGCGGGAAUUUAUUUUAGAACCUUCCGCAACUUGGAUGGUAUCUAUCAAAGUCCGUUGGAUUUCACACUGCCAACGAAGCGGCACCAGGAAGCAUAUGAUGUAGAGAUUCCGAAGCAGUUCGAUGCCAGAGAGAAGUGGCCAAACUGCAAAUCAAUUCGGGUAAUUCGAAACCAAGGCACAUGUGGAUCAUGCUGGGCUGUGGCGGCCGUCAGUGUGAUGUCGGAUCGGUUGUGCAUACAUUCAGGAGGGAAGCUGGAUGUGGAUUUGGCCGCGGAAGACCUUAUGGCAUGCUGCAAAGAUUGUGGAAAUGGAUGCAACGGAGGAUAUCUCGAUGGAACGUCGUUUCAGUACUGGGUGGAUGCUGGGCUGGUGAGCGGUGCGCCAUACAACAGUACAGACGGUUGCAAGCCCUACCCAUUCAAACCGUGCGAAUAUCCCUUCAACGAUUGUCACAAAGAGGAAUCUCCACAAUGUUCGCAUCACUGCAUACAGGGAUACGAUGGCCGAUAUAAAAAGGAUAAAUUUUACGGCAGCGUGGCCUACAACAUUCCGAACGAUGAGCGUAAGAUCCAACUGGAGAUUAUGACCAACGGACCGGUGGAGGCCGGUUUCUCCGUGUAUGAAGACUUGUUCCUGUACCGGAGUGGCGUCUACAAACAUGUCACUGGGAAGCAGGUCGGCAAGCACGCAAUCCGGAUCAUCGGCUGGGGCAAAGAUCGUGGCGUACCGUACUGGCUGAUUGCUAACUCGUACGGUUCGGAGUGGGGUGAACACGGUUACCUCAAGAUGUUGCGAGGAUCGAACCACCUGGGCAUCGAGGAAAAAGUGAUCGCCGGAUUGCCGAAAGUGUAGUGAAAACGGUUGAUGUUGAAGAAAAAAAAACGUGGAAUUGAAUAAAAGAUUUUUUGCCAACAAAAGUGUUUUAUAUGAUAAUAGAUCUCUUGCACAAGAUCUGGUCCUAUAGUAAAGUUAUUCAACCCUUAAACGCGCAUGAGGUUUGAAAAAAAAAAUGUUCACCGACAGUGACAGUAGGUUCUGAAAGAUGCUUUUUAUAAACAAUCAACAAUAAUUUGUAGUUAUUUUAUUUAAUGAAGAAAUCGUAGAUUCACACGUUUUCCGAUAUUUCGUCAGAAAAAAAACUGCAUAGUGCCAAGCGAAAAUGUUAAACGUAAAUGACAGUUGUCUUGCCGACUUUCAGCAAAAGCUAACACAUAUUUCGAAGUUUCGUUAAACGCAUUUCCUGAUUUCAGGAUAAUUGUUAAUUACUGAUGAGUUCAGCAAAAGCACUUUGCCAGUAUUAUAUUUGAUCGGAAAUGGUUCUACAGUUUUUCAAAAUAUUCCCCUAGAAGAUCAAUACACUUUUGCAUACGCUUGAACCAAUUUUCAUAACCGUUUUUUUCCACUCUUCUAAAGGUCCCCUAAAACAUGGUUUUUGAUC